CAUCCCUGCCUCUCUAGCCCCCUGCCCGGGUGCGGCUCUUGCCCGCUGUCACAGCUAUCUCGCCCCGUCCCCCACUGCAGUAAUCUCCGCCCGAGCGCACGGCCCCGGCCUUGGACCACCGGAGGGGAGGGCAGGGGCGGAGCAGUCUGGGCAGCCGCAAGGAGAGGAAGCUCCGCGGCAGCUGGGGCUGCCCCGGAGCGUUCCGCUGGCUGCGGCAUCGGCACCGUCUGGAUCCCGGGGAAGCGGCAGGAACGGGGUCAGCUGCCGGACUCCUUCCCCCCGUGCUUCCCUAGGGUGUAUGCGCCGGUCCCCAGCCCUGCAUCGCCGGGCGCUUCACCCCCCCCCCCAGUGUGUGUGUGUGUGUGUGUGUGUGUGUGUUUGUUGCAUCCCGCCGACCAGUGCUGCCUUUGCUGCUAUGAGGCUGCUGGAGACCGAUCUGCAGGUGCUGACCCGGGAGCUGUCCCUGUACCUGGAGAUCCAGGUGCCGGCGGGGCUCUUCGGUUCCGGUGUGGGCUUGUCCCUGGUGCUGGGCUUCACCGCCGCCUUCGCCUGCUAUUACCUCAAUAGCAUCGCCAAGAAACCUCAGUUGGUGACUGGCAGUGAGAGCUUCAGCCACUUUCUCCAAGAACAUUGUCCUGUAGUGACAGAAACUUACUGCCCCACAGUAUGGUGCUGGGAGGGCCGGGUGCAGACCCUCUUGCGUCCCUUCAUCACCUCAAGACCCCCAGUGGAGUAUAGGAAUGAGCUUAUUAAAACAACAGAUGGAGGACAGAUUUCACUGGAUUGGUUUGAUAAUAAUGACAGCAUAUGUUUUCCGGAUGCCAGCACAAGACCCACUAUCCUAUUACUGCCUGGCCUCACAGGAACAAGCAAGGAAUCCUACAUUCUUCACAUGAUCCAACAGAGUGAAAUGCUGGGAUAUAGAUGUGUGGUUUUUAACAACCGAGGAACUGCUGGUGAGACUCUCUUGACACCAAGGACUUACUGUGCUGCUAACACAGAGGAUUUGGAAGCUGUUAUUCAUCAUUUACACAACAUGCAUGCCUCAGCUCCAUUUAUGGCAGCAGGUGUUUCUAUGGGCGGCAUGCUUCUUUUAAAUUACCUGGGCCAAACUGGCCGAGAAACCCCUUUGAUGGCAGCUGCAAUUUUCUCUGCUGGUUGGAAUGUUUUUGAGUCUGCAGAAUCAUUGGAGAAACCACUAAAUUGGCUUCUCUUUAACUACUACUUGACUACUUGUUUACAGUCCUCUAUUAAUAGACAUCGACAAAUGUUAGAGAAAUUAUUUGAUAUGAAUCUUGUCAUGAAGGCUAAAACCAUUAGGGAGUUUGAUAAGCAAUUCACCUCAGUCAUGUUUGGCUACUGUACAGUUGAUGAUUACUAUGUAGAUGCUAGUCCAUAUCGCAAGCUGAAGUCAAUAGGAAUUCCCGUGUUAUGUCUAAACUCUCUGGAUGAUGUUUUUUCACCAGGUCAUGCUAUACCCAUAGAAACUGCCAAACAAAAUCCGAAUGUUGCUUUGGUUCUUACUUCUUAUGGAGGCCAUAUUGGUUUUCUAGAAGGAAUGUGGCCAAGGAAAUGCACUUACAUGGACAGAGUCUUCAAGCAGUUUGUGCAGGCUGUGUUUGAGCAUGGAAACAAAAUCUGCAGCAUGUAGCUCUUCUGAGGCAUCUUGGCCAGCCCACUGUUUCAGCACAGUGGCAUGGUCUGACAAGAGCAGCUCAGCUUAGUGCACAAAUUUUAAUUACUGUGUAUACAGCAAAUAAGCCAGCAAUUGGAUGAAAUCCAUUACUAUGUGAAAAAAAUACUUUUUGCCUAAAAUUUUGUAGCAAGAAAUAAAUAUUACGUUGUCA
This is a messenger RNA of Caretta caretta (loggerhead turtle), 1847 nucleotides long. RefSeq names its product abhydrolase domain containing 3, phospholipase (gene ABHD3). The record is from RefSeq and is a predicted model, not a curated record. Gene Ontology annotation, biological process: medium-chain fatty acid biosynthetic process; phosphatidylcholine metabolic process; medium-chain fatty acid catabolic process. Gene Ontology annotation, molecular function: monoacylglycerol lipase activity; acetylesterase activity; glycerophospholipid phospholipase A1 activity. NCBI's taxonomy places the organism in Eukaryota, Metazoa, Chordata, Testudines, Cheloniidae.